CUGCCCGGCAGUGGGGGAAACAGUCGCUGCGGAGGAGUCGCUGGGGAGUAGGAACUCGUCCAAGUGUUGAGUUACCGGCAAGUGCAGUGACUUCCCCCACUCCACAGCACACACCUGCCCUGCCUUGCCUUGCCUUGCCCUGCCCUGCCCUGCCCUGCCUGCCCUGCCCUGCCCUGCCUGUCAGGGAGGGCACCUGCCAAGCCGCCAAGGUUUAGAUAAAGCAUCAUCAAUUAUAUUGGAGAACACGCUCAUGGUAAAAGUAUGCCACCACCACCACCACCACCACCGCCUCCUCCACCACCACCAAUUCCAUCUUCGGCAGGCGCAGAGCUGCCCAGACAGAGUAAAGGGGAGCCAAAAGAUCGGAAUGCACUGCUAGCGGAUAUCCACAAAGGAGCUCGCUUGAAAAAGGUGACCCAGAUCAAUGACAGAAGUGGCCCAGCCAUCGAUAAAAAAGCUGGAGGUGGCAGUGGAGCAGCACCAGCCCCUAUGGGGGGCUUGUUUCAGGGAGGGUUUCCUGCUCUAAGACCCUCGGGACAGCGAGAUAGUCCAGAGAGAAGUACCAAACCACCUCUUCAGCCUUUUGGUGCGAAAAUGCAGCCGCCCAGAUUUGCAGCCCACGUUGAUGAUAACAAUGGAACGUCCAACCCACCUGACUUUUGGAAGCCCCCUGAUGCGUCCAAAGUGCAUCGAGGAGCUCAAGGACGCCUUAAUAUGACUGCCUCUUCCACUCCUCCCCUUCCUCUCACUCCUCCUGUGUCUCAUGGGAUAUUUCUGCCUAUGUGUCCCCCUCCCCCGACAGCUCCCUCUUCCAGUAAUAAGCCUCCCAAAUCUAUAUGGACAGUGCAUCCUGCUCCCCCGCCUGCUCCUCCUCUCCCCCUGGCUCCUCCUCCUCCUCCAUCACAAAGUACAAAACCAUACAAACCUCAACAUAUGCAACCACCGCCUCCCCCUUUUGCUCCCCCUCCUCCUCCCCCUCUACCCACUAACACUUUCCAAGACCAAGCUUUCGAUUUCUCGUUCCCUCCACCGCCACCACCACCACCACCACCAUUAGGUUUCAGAGACGAUUCUAUUGACUUCCCUCUUCCCCCUCCAAUACCUCCAGCUCCUUACAUUCUCCCCUAUAGAGUGUCUGAGAGCCCUCCGCCGCCUCUCUUUUUGGAUCAAGCAGAUGUUCCUCCUCCUCUACCUCCAAAAUUACCAAACUCUAACAACUGGCAAGUGGUGCCUCCUCCCCCACCACCACCACCACCGCCACCACCGAUGCCCUUACAUCUCCCAAAUUCAUCUUCUGUUCAGAUGUCCUACACGACUCAAUUACCUACAAGGGACGUCCCACCCAGGGGUGGAGUGCACAACGGUGGUGGAAAGCUGGCUGUUCGUCCUCCUCCACCACUCAGAUCGCCCACGACAGAACUUACAAGCAGAACACAUCCAGCAGCAGCCGGCACUGGAUGGACAUCUUUGCAAAUUUCUCCCCCUCCUCCGCCUCCUCCUCUGCCGCCACCACCACUCCCUGUUAAAAAUCGACAGCCUCAAGUUGUGCUGCCACAAGUCUUUGCAGAUGACUUUGAGUCGAAGUUUAAUUUUCAUUCAGUCGAAGAACUUCCUCCUCCAGAUGAUUACAAGCCAUUUCCCAGGACAUACCCCAGCAAGGAGGUCAUUGGUAACCAGAAAGGUCGUUGGUUUGCAUCACCACUGAGAUGAAAUGUUCAUUCUUUGCUUCCAAUUGCUGUCCCACAUUUGCCGCUGCAUUGAAGGUGGAACACGGAUCUACUGCAUGAAGAUUGAUUCAAACUCAAACUCACCCACUGGCUUUGUUCCAUCAGCAAACGCGUGAAUGUAGAUUUGUUCACAUAGCUAACUGCACUCGCAAAAUUGAAAUUCAUUUUUCAACUGUAUUUUUAAAUUUGUAUUGUAGCAAAAUGGGUUGUAUCAAGAAUUAAGCAAAUUCAUGUGAUUUAAAAUGAGUGCUUAUGAAAAAGUAAAAUUCCAUUUAAUUUUUUAAAAAAA
Molecule: messenger RNA, 2016 nt
Organism: Callorhinchus milii (elephant shark)
Lineage: Eukaryota; Metazoa; Chordata; Chondrichthyes; Chimaeriformes; Callorhinchidae
Product: WAS/WASL-interacting protein family member 3
Exons: 8
Coding region: 262-1710 (482 amino acids)
Molecular function (GO): actin binding
Source: RefSeq, a predicted model, not a curated record